Molecule: messenger RNA, 762 nt
Organism: Manihot esculenta (cassava)
Lineage: Eukaryota; Viridiplantae; Streptophyta; Magnoliopsida; Malpighiales; Euphorbiaceae
Exons: 2
Coding region: 1-762 (253 amino acids)
Source: RefSeq, a predicted model, not a curated record
AUGGCCACAUAUUAUGGAGCAGGAAACCUGCGGGAGCAUAUCCUUAACUGCAAGACAUUCAUAGAGCUCCAAACUCUAUCGGACGCCCUGAUGUGCAAGGUCUUCCCCAUGACACUAAUAGGACCAGUAAGAGCUUGGUUCAACAGCAUGGAAGCGGGGAGUAUUAGAAGCUUUGGGGACCUUACCAAUGUUUUCAUUAGCCGGUUCAUAGCAGGAGUUCCAGCUGAGAGGAAAACUAGUUAUUUGGAGACCGUCUGGCAAAGGAAGAAUGAAUCCUUAAGGGAAAAGCCAUCCACUACCCUGGCUGAACUGAUGAAGAGAGCCGAGAAGUAUAUAAGGCAAGAUGACGCCUUGACAACCAGCAGGUUCGCUAGAGAGGUUGCAGACAGAGGGAAGGCGAUAGAGAAAAUGAGAUCGAAGAGAUCGGAGAGGAGACAUAAUAAGGGGCCAGAGGUGUAUAGGCAGCCCUGGGAUAGGAGGGAACAGAGGCCGUAUCCACCUCGGGUCCCUAAGGCAAUAACCCCUCUCAAUGCAUCCAAAGCCAAAGUGCUCAUGGCAGUUCAAGAUAAGGAUUUCCUUCUAUGGUCUAAGCCUAUGAAAGCAGAUGCAAGCAGGAGGGAUCCCGACAAGUACUGCCAGUAUCAUCGCACCCACGGCCAUGACACCAAUAGCUGCUACCAACUGAUCAAUGAGAUCGAGAGGCUGAUCAAGAGGGGGCAUCUCCGAAACUUUGUGAAGAAUCCAGAAGGGGAGAGGCCCUAG